AUUCAUGAUCCCACUGCCUUCUUUUCUUGCUUCAUCCUCUCAGGGGUGACUGUUUGGGAGUUGAUGACCUUUGGAUCCAAGCCAUAUGACGGAAUCCCUGCCAGCGAGAUCUCCUCCAUCCUGGAGAAGGGAGAACGCCUCCCCCAGCCACCCAUAUGUACCAUCGAUGUCUACAUGAUCAUGGUCAAGUGCUGGAUGAUAGACGCAGAUAGUCGCCCAAAGUUCCGUGAGUUGAUCAUUGAAUUCUCCAAAAUGGCCCGAGACCCCCAGCGCUACCUUGUUAUUCAGGGGGAUGAAAGAAUGCAUUUGCCAAGCCCUACAGACUCCAACUUCUACCGUGCCCUGAUGGAUGAAGAAGACAUGGACGACGUGGUGGAUGCCGACGAGUACCUCAUCCCACAGCAAGGCUUCUUCAGCAGCCCCUCCACGUCACGGACUCCCCUCCUGAGCUCUCUGAGUGCAACCAGCAACAAUUCCACUGUGGCUUGCAUUGAUAGAAAUGGGCUGCAAAGCUGUCCCAUCAAGGAAGACAGCUUCUUACAGCGAUACAGCUCAGACCCCACAGGCGCCUUGACUGAGGACAGCAUAGACGACACCUUCCUCCCAGUGCCUGAAUACAUAAACCAGUCUGUUCCCAAAAGGCCCGCUGGCUCUGUGCAGAAUCCUGUCUAUCACAAUCAGCCGCUGAACCCUGCGCCCAGCAGAGACCCACACUACCAGGACCCCCACAGCACUGCCGUGGGCAACCCCGAGUAUCUCAACACUGUCCAGCCCACCUGUGUCAACAGCACAUUCGACAGCCCUGCUCAUUGGGCCCAGAAAGGCAGCCACCAAAUUAGCCUGGACAACCCUGACUACCAGCAGGACUUCUUUCCCAAGGAAGCCAAGCCAAAUGGCAUCUUUAAGGGCUCCACAGCUGAAAAUGCAGAAUACCUAAGGGUCGCACCACAAAGCAGUGAAUUUAUUGGAGCAUGACCACGGAGGACAGUAUGAGCCCUUAAAAUCCAGACUCUUUCAAUACCCAGGACCAAGCCACAGCGGGUCCUCCAUCCCAACAGCCAUGCCCGCAUUAGCUCUUAGACCCACAGACUGGUUUCGCAACGUUUACACCGAUCAGCCAGGAAGUGCUUCCACCUCGGGCGCAUUUUGGGAAGUUGCAGGUGCAUUCUUUUGUCUUCAAACUGUGAAGCAUUUACAGAAACGCAUCCAGCAAGAAUAUUGUCCCUCUGAGCAGAAGUUUAUCCUUCAAGGAGGUAUAUUUGAAAAAAAAAAAAAA
This is a messenger RNA of Chlorocebus sabaeus (green monkey), 1276 nucleotides long. The record is from RefSeq and is a predicted model, not a curated record. Lineage: Eukaryota; Metazoa; Chordata; Mammalia; Primates; Cercopithecidae.